AUGUUGAAGAAAGAAUUAGGGAUCAAUAAGCCUCCCCCGCACCUGAAAGCUGAUAUACGUCAAGCUAUUAGGAUUAUGUAUUUGGAGAGGGGCCGGGUCGACAGCGAUGUGAUCAAAUCUAGAUUCCUAGCCAAGCACCCAGAUCAGGAGAACCAUAUCAACAAUGUUGUGGUCGACUAUGCUUUCUCUCUGCAGCAGGGCAUUGGAAAGCGCGUAGAAGCACAAUCUGGGCCGCCAAAGACAAACCACAAUCAGAAUGAAAACACACCUAAUGUUACAGGACAUGACAGAAACGUGAACCCAGACAAAGGAUUAAUCAACGACGUUAUGAAAAAGGAGGAUCAGAAUGGACAUGCAAUUUUACAAGGUCUGGCGGUUAUUAUUCCUUUCUUGUUCCUGACUGUUUAUAACAAUGGAAGGCCCUCUUGUUUCACCACAUUGACCGUGCCUUCUCUGGCAAAUCAGAUGUGCUUCCUGAGUUCUAACAAUCAAGAUGAUUGCAAUCCGAAAGACCAGAACUAUACUAGUGUGCAGGAUGCAGUUUUGAUAUCCGCUACUGCAAGGACUAUGCCAUCCCAAUUUGCUCUUAUGGGUGGGUUGAGCGCUCAACAAUCGGCAUUACCCCAAGAUCCUAGAGUUAUGCUAAACACAAAUGUGCCAUUCUCGGCCUUCAUAUGCGGGGUCCAAGGCAGCGGGAAGUCUCAUACCACAAGUUGCAUUAUCGAGAAUUGCUCCUUGCCAUUGCCUAUUUUGGGGGCCCUGAAGCGGCCACUCUCUACAUUGGUGCUCAAUUUUAAUGAGUACAGCUCGAAUGUUGGCGCCCAGCCGUGCGAAGCUGCCUUCUUGUCUUCGGCUUUGCCGGAAUGGUCGAAGAAUGGAUUCUCCAUCCCCGUUAGAAUUCUGGUGCCUCCCUCGAAUUUCCACAAUCUCAAGAGAAUGUACUGCCAGAUACCAAAUGUCGAGGUUCAGCCAUUCAAACUCAAGGCACAUCACUUGAAUAUCAGUACAAUGUUAUCUCUCAUGUCCAUGGGAAAUGGUGACCAGAUGCCCUUAUACAUGAGCCAGGUAACCAGAGUUCUCCGUGAAAUGGCAAUUGAAAACAAAGGAGGAACUUUUGAUUAUCUUGAUUUCAGAAGACGCCUGGAAGAUCUAAAUAUAAAUCGUAUGCAGACACCCUUCCUACAUCAGAGAUUGGAUCUGCUUGAUUCCUAUCUGGACCUUAAGGGGGAGCACAAUGGCGACUACUUCACUGACGGUGGUAUCACUAUCUUGGAUUUGUCUUGCCCAUUCAUGGAUCAGGCUACCACCUGUCUCCUUUUUCGUAUUACUAUUGAUCUCUUCCUACAUGCACAUCCCUCACGGGGUAAGAUGAUCGUGGCAGAUGAGGCUCACAAGUAUAUGAGCGAAACGCCAGCAGCUAAGGACUUGACCGACACAUUCCUUAACAUCAUUCGCCAGCAACGCCACCUUGGAGUUCGGACCAUCAUCUCCACGCAAGAGCCAACCAUUUCGCCGCGGCUGAUUGACCUUUGCUCUAUGACAAUUAUCCAUCGGUUUACAAGCCUGAGUGAAUGCCUUGAUGGACUUCAUGAGAUUGCACGUUUGCGAACAGGGGAGGCUUUGGUUUUUGCGCCCUCUGCUUACCUCCUGGAUGAGAAGAACUCUGCGAUCAACGCUGCACACAAAGUUUUCAAAUGGCAAUUCGAAAGCGUAUCACCUGGGACGGAGGGAGGACAAUUUUGUGUGUUUGUUGAUGUUUGA
This is a messenger RNA of Aspergillus caelatus, 1761 nucleotides long. RefSeq lists its product as uncharacterized. The record is from RefSeq and is a predicted model, not a curated record. The coding region runs from base 1 to 1761 and encodes 586 amino acids. The transcript is spliced from 7 exons. NCBI's taxonomy places the organism in Eukaryota, Fungi, Ascomycota, Eurotiomycetes, Eurotiales, Aspergillaceae.